This is a messenger RNA of Schistosoma guineensis, 1680 nucleotides long. NCBI's taxonomy places the organism in Eukaryota, Metazoa, Platyhelminthes, Trematoda, Strigeidida, Schistosomatidae. The record is from the annotation of a GenBank genome assembly.
AUGCGGUUACCUAUUCUUUUAAACAGGAAUAAUGAACAAAAACUUCUUAUUAAACAAUUGAAUAACAAUUUGAUUUCAUUUGAAAACAUUGAAUCAUCAAUUACUAAUUACUUGAAUCAAACAAUCAAACUAUUGAAACUAAAUAUUUUUAUGAUGGAUCAUUUAGAACAAGAUAAUAUUGAAGCAAUUAAAUCGAACACUUUAUUGAAAUCAGAAGAAACACAUUCUGUAUCAAAACAUUCAAUGGUUCCAUUGUCUCAUUUAGUCAAUACAAAACAAGUUAAAACAGAUCCAUUAGGUCUUGUUAUUGCUAAACGUAAACGUAAAGAAAUGGCUGAUCCACAAAUAGCCGAAGCAAUAUUGUCUGCAUCGAAAUUACCACCACCCAUUGUACCAGAAACUACAAAUUCAGUAGAUGUUCCAGAAGAACUGUUACAAAUAUUAGCAUUGGCUAAAGAUUACGAUAAAGAUGAUACAGAAAAUAUUGACUUUUUCAAGAAUUACUCACUUAUACAACCUAGAAAACCAUUAAAGACUGAGGUGAAUAAUGUGACAUACAUGAAACGUGAACGUCUAUGCAAGUUAUCAUCAUUGAAAAAGUAUUUCAUUACUAAAGAUUUCAUGGAGGACACUGAAGAAACUCGAACUUUGGUACAAAAUACUGUUCAUACAGAUGAAGAAUGGUUUAUGGAAAGUUUUUUACAUGUAUUGUGCAUUUUACUGAUCAUAAUUACAUUACCAUUGUCUUUGAUAUUUUGUUUAAAGGUUGUAACACACUAUGAACGAGCAGUACUAUUUCGCCUUGGAAGACUGGUUUCUGCAACUGCUAAAGGUCCAGGCUUAAUAUUUGUUCUUCCCUGUUUGGAUCGUUACCGUGUUUUGGAUUUACGUACUUUUACAUUUGAUGUACCUACACAAGAAGUACUUACAAAGGAUUCUGUCACAGUUGUAGUUAAUGCAGUUGUAUAUUAUCGUGUAAGAGACCCUGUACGUGCUGUAGUUAAUGUUGAAGACGCUAAUCGAGCAACCAGAGUUUUGGGACAAACCACUUUACUUAAUGUACUCGGUACAGUAAAUUUAGAAGAAUUACUUACUGCUAGAGAAGAUAUUGCAGCAUUAAUGCAGGAAUGCUUGGAUUCUGUAACAGAAGCAUGGGGUGUAAAAGUUGAAAGAGUAGAAAUUAAAGAUGUUCGUUUACCUAUACAACUUCAGAGAGCGAUGGCAGCAGAAGCAGAGUCUGUCAGAGAAGCCACUGCUAAAGUUAUAGCGGCUGAAGGUGAAAUGCGUGCUUCUGGUGCUUUAAAAGCAGCUGCUGUCGAAAUUAAACAACAUCCGAUUGCAAUGCAAUUGCGUUAUCUUCAAACAGUCAACAGUAUUUCAUCAGGAAAACAAUCGACAAUUAUUUUUCCAGUACCCUUAGAUUUAACUUCACUGUUUCGGGCACAACUUGAUAAUAUUUUAUGCGGGAAUAUUUUCGAAAAUGUAAACUUUAAAGCAGAUAAUAAACUUCAGUUUCUUAAUAUUAAUAAUAACGAUGAGGAUAGUAAUGAAUAUGAAAAUGAACAAAAGGAAGAUUUGUACAAAGCAACCGGCCAAGAAAACAUUUUAACAAGUUCCUUGAAGUUACCAUAUCAAAUGUCAACUGAUGAAUUUAUGGAGUCUCUAUCACAAAUAGUUUAA